GGGGCGGGGGGAGGGGUGGGGGAGGGGAGGAGGCUGCGAGAAGGGGCUGUGGGCGGUCCCUGAAUGGCCUCCAGGAAGACGCCUGGAAGAUGGAGGCCCAGAUUCUUGAGACGUUUCUCUUUCUGAUCUAGCAGGAGGGGCAAAGAGCGCCUUCUCCACUCCCUCAUUCCCCAAGACGCCCAUCAGCCCACCCAGUUUCCGUGCCCAUUCUGCCCUGGGAAAGCGGCUUCCCAGUUGAAGGAUAAAGGAGUUCUCCAAGAAAGAUAUGCUGGCUGAUUCUUCAUUGACCUACCAGCUCCUGCUAUCAAGGAUGCCAAAGCAGACCUUCUUAUUUUUCUUGAAUCAUGAGGGAUGAAAUUGCAACAACAGUUUUCUUUGUCACAAGAUUGGUGAAAAAACAUAAUAAACUAAGCAAAAAGCAAAUAGAAGACUUUGCAGAAAAGCUGAUGACGAUCUUGUUUGAAACAUACAGAAGUCACUGGCACUCUGAUUGCCCUUCUAAAGGGCAAGCCUUCAGGUGCAUCAGGAUAAACAACAAUCAGAAUAAAGAUCCCAUUCUAGAAAGGGCGUGUGCGGAGAGUAAGGUGGAUUUUUUUCACCUGGGACUUCCAAAGGAGCUGACCAUAUGGGUAGAUCCCUUUGAAGUGUGCUGUCGGUAUGGUGAGAAAAGUCAUCCAUUUACAGUUGCUUCUUUUAAAGGCAGAUGGGAGGAAUGGGAGCUGUAUCAACAGAUCAGUUAUGCAGUUAGUAGAGCCUCAUCAGACGAUUCCUCUGGCACUUCCUGCAAUGAAGAAAGUUGUGGCAAGGAACCUCACGUCAUUCCUAAAGUCAGCAAUCCAAAGAGUAUUUAUCAGGUUGAAAACUUGAAACAGCCCUUUCAAUCUUGGUUCCAAAUAGCCCGCAAAAAGAAUGUUGUGGACAGCCGUGUUGGCCUCCUGGCUUACACUUACCAUGGCUCGCAGAAGCACCCUAAGUGUUACAGGCCUGCUGUGCACCGGGUGGACAGAAUUUUAAAACCCACAUAUGGGAAUGAAUCUGCAGCACCUGAUAGAAGAAGUCAUCUUGGAAGGCACUUCCUUGGGCUUCCAUGGCAGGAAGAUGAGAAGCAAUCUUCAGGGUGAUUUCUGGAGCCUGAAAAAUAUAAAAAACAAAAAAACCAUCCUUUUGCUAAAAAAUUCUCAUGCAUCUCAGCUACAUAGCAUCAAUCAAACUGGUGAGAAAUAAAUGCAUCGCAGCAUGGCGUGGUGGCUCAAGCCUGCAAUCCCAGCACUUUGGGAGGCCGAGACGGGUGGAUCACGAGGUCAAGAGAUCGAGACCAUCUUGGUCAACAUAGUGAAACCCCAUCGCUACUAAAAAUACAAAAAAUUAGCUGGGCACGGUGGUGCGUGCCUGUAAUCCCAGCUACUCAGGAGGCUGAGGCAGGAGAAUUGCCUGAACCCAGGAGGCGGAGGUUGCGGUGAGCCGAGAUCGCGCCAUUGCACUCCAGCCUGGGUAACAAGAGCGAAACUCCGUCUCAAAAAAAAAAAAAAAUUGCAACAGGGUAAGUAGGUUCAGUACACAGGAAAACGGAAUGAGCAUUUAACCGUACAUUUAAGAUGUAUGCUAAAUAUGACAACUUAUUACCUUUCUAAAUAGAGAUUGACUAGACUAGAGGGCCCUUGAGCCAUAGUGCCUGGAUUUUGACCUUGGCUCUGCCUUUUUGGCUGUGUGAUCUUGGGGAAGUUUAUUCUACCAUGGUGUCUCAUCUACUCAAUUUUAAAAUAGGGAAAAUAGUAUCUGUGUCACAGGGUUUUUGUGAGGAUUAUAUGAAUUAGUGUAAAUUAUUAGAAUAUUUUCUGGCAUGUAGAAAGUGACUAAUUCAUUCUAUCUGUGGUUAAUAUCAUUUGAGAGAUUAGGCUUUAGACUGGUAAAAUAACUCCCACCAAUCCCUUUAAAGGAGAGACUAGAAAGUUUGCUGUUCUAGAUGCUUAUUCCUGGGGAACAUCUGCCAUCCCAAAGGCUUUUUCCUGACUACCCUGGCCUUCCAGGCUCCAUGAGUAACUGCUCCACAGAGAGGCAGAAACAAGACUUACACGAAGCGGGGGGAUGAGGAGGUGCAGGAUGGAGAGGCCACAAACUCCCUGGCAGAAAGGCCAAUGGGUUGCACAGGUAUCAGCUCUUCCUUCUGCACUGUUUGAGGUUUUCGAAGAUACUGUAAAGAGCUCUUUGGGUCUACAGAGAUCAGGAAAAACCAGUAAUAAUUUUACUAAUUUUUCUAUACCAUAGUGAUAUGUUAACAAUACAACUCAAUUUAGGAAAAAGUUUUAUUACAACCAUCCAUCCAUCUAUCCGUCCAUCAUCCAUCCAUCCAUCCAUCCGUCCAACCAUCCAUCCAUCCAUCCAUCCAUCCAUCCAUCCAUCCAUCCAUCCACCCAUCCAUCCGUCCAACCAUCCGUCCAACCAUCCAUCCGUCCAUCCAUCCAUCCAUCCAUCGAACCAUCCAUCCAUCCAUCCAUCCAUCCAUCCAUCCAACCAUCCAACCAUCCAUCCAUCCAUCCAUCCAUCCAUCCAUCCAUCCAUCCAACAAUCCAUCCAUCCAUCCAUCCAUCCAUCCAUCCAUCCAUCCAUUCGUCCAACCAUCCAUCCAUCCAUCCAUCCAUCCAUUCGUCCAACCAUCCAUCCAUCCAUCCAUCCAUCCAUCCAUCCAUCCAUCCAACCAUCCAACCAUCCAUCCAUCCAUCCAUCCAUCCAUCCAUCCAUCCCCCUCCUGUGGUAUAUAUGCAACAUGCUACAGGCUCUUCUGUCCAUCUUUAUGGAAAAAAUGAUAGAGUUUUGGUCAUUAGGAACAGAGGGGCCAGGACAGAAUGAGGGUCCAGAGAAGAUGACAGCAGAUUUUCUUCUAUUUCCUUGAUUUGCUUGGAGCAUUAAAUGUAAUGUACUCAGAGCAGUGUCUAGUACAUAGUAAGCAUUCAGCAAAUGUUAACUGUAUGUAAGAGUAUGAUAUUGUCUGUAAUGGGCCUUGGGUAUUUAACAUUUCUACUGUCUUUUUAUUGUUCUUUAGAGAACAGUAAACAAUGGAUGGGUAGCAAGGUUUAGAGAAGACUGCUGAGGUAGCAGUCAGACCUGUGUCCUGGCCCAGCUUCUGUAAGACCCCAAGAAAGUCACUGAAUUUCUUUGAGCAUCAGUGCUCAUCUAAUCAAAAGUAAUUAAUAGUCUUCUAUCUUCUAGACCAGAGAUGUAAACAGGACACUGUAUAUAAAAUUACUCUCAAAAUUAUAAGGCCAGUAUAAUGGCAAGACGAAGAAAAUUGAAGUGGGGCGGGGAACCCUUAAAGGACAGCCCAUCUCUCUGCCAUUCCCUUCUUAGUUUCACCCAAAGGAAGGAGGAAUUAAUAAUAAGACUGGUCAAGUUCGGGAGUCAGUAAACGUUUUUUCUGUAAAGGGCCAGAUAGUAAAUAUUUUAGGCUUUGUUAGCCAAGAGCCAAAAUCAGGGUUCGGAGUUAGUGUUCCCUAACCUCACGGUAGAAGCAUGGCCUCAUUCUCCUACAAAGCCUUCUCAUGCUUCUCUGACCAGAAAAAUCAAGUGAUCUUCCCUCCUGGGAACUCACCAAAAUGUGUUACCUGCAUCUUGUUUUGGCGCUGCCUUUAUAGUGUUGAACAAGUUUUCAUUUGAGGAAGCAAGUGCAGAGCGCAGGGUCUGGGGAAAGACUCUUGGGGAUUGAAUCCCAGCUGAACUACUCACUAGCAGUAUGAUCUUUGAAUACUCACUUGACCUAUGCAGGAGCGUCAGUUCCCUCAUCUGUAAGAUGAGUAAUAGUCUCUACUUUACUGGGUUGUUGUAAAAAGUAAAUGAGUUAAUAUAUCUAAAGAAUUAGAAUAGUAUGUGGCAUAUUAUGAAGCAAUCCAUAAAAUGUUUAUUCUUUUAUCAUUUUUUCUCUAAUUGUUUUAAAAUGUAAACUCUUUCUUAGCUUGUGGGCCAUGCAAAAUCUUUCUUAGCUUGUGGGCCGGGUAGCAGGCUGAGGAUGGCCUGUGGGCCAUAGUCUGCACUUCCCUGCUCAAGUUCAGGGGUGUUCAUGGCUCUGUGCUUACCUGGAGCCUGCACUGUGGUCUACUGACAGGCACACAUUCAUUUUCUGUUACUUCUCUUCCAUUUGGGAGGUGUGUCAGUUGAAACAGACCUGGCUCUUCAGGUUAGGCAAGCCACAUUCUCUCUUGACUUCCAAUUCCAGGGAGGGGCACUGAUAAAGUGAUUUGGGGUCCCUUUGGGGAGCAAGGUCUCUUCUUUGUUCAUUAGCUCUGUUUUUGUCCCUUUUCAUUUUCUCCCUUUUCUGCCUUAUACCUUUCCAUUAGCCCCUUCUAACAUGUGGCUGGCUGGUAUGGGGUGAAGUCCCAAGAUUGAGAUUCAGCCUUUGGUGGGAAGGCAGAGGUCUUUGGAAAUUCCCUUUUGGAAAUUGGCCCAGUUAUAAUUAUAGGGUUACUUUGAUUGCUAUUUGUUAUUCCUUAUAUGGGAAAAUCACUUGGGGAACCUUAGUGUGGAGGUAGAGAGAAAGAGAUGUUUGGCAAGGCAGGAUUCUGACAUUCCUAGAUCCCAGGGGUUAUACCAUCACAUACCUUCAGUGCUCCCAUGAUAAUUCCAAACAGGGCCUACAAGGGAAAAGGAGGUUACCUGGUUUGUGAUACACUUGUUUUUGCAGUUCAGUGUCUUCCUUGUGGUCUUGGGGCCAGAUUAUCUGUUUUCUUCAGGAUGGAGAAGAAUGGUGAAGCCCAGAUGAUGUUAGCUUUAUCUGUAUCUGAACAGAGGGGAAUACAAUGGUUAUUGGGGUGAGGGCCUAGGGAGGUGGUCAAAGCCAAAAGGGGCCAGAUGUAGCAUCAGGUAUGACAGGCAGCCUCUAAGAUGGCCCCAGCGACCCCCUGACGUGUAUCCAUGCCCUUGUAUAAUUCCUUCCCCUUGCGUGUGGGUUGGAUCUAAUGGUGUAGCCAAAUGGAUAGAACAUGGCAAAAGUGAUGGGCUGUCAUUUCUGAGAUUAAGAGUCAAAAAGAUGGUGGGUGUGGGUGUGGUGGCUCACACCUGUAAUCCCAGCACUUUAGGAGGCCAGGAGUUUGAGACCAGCCUGGCCAACAUGGCGAAACCCUGUCUCUACUAAAAAUACAAAAAAAAUUAGCCGGGCAUGGUGGCAUGCACCUGUAAUCUCAGCUACUUGGGGGGCUGAGACAGGAGAAUUGCUUGAACCUGGGAGGCGGAGGUUGCGGUGAGCAGAGAUUGCACCACUGCACUCCGGCCUCAGUGACAGAGAGAGACUCUGUUUCAAAAAAGGACUUUGGCUUCUACUUUGCUUACCCUCUCUCACUCUCUGGCCUGCUUGCUCUGAGAGCAGCCAGCUGCCAUGUUGUGAGCUGCCCACGAAGAUCUUGUGGCAGGAGUUGUUGUCUCUGGCCAACAGCCAACGAGGACUUGGGGUCUACCAAUAGCCACAAGAGUGAGCUCGGAAGUGAAUCCUCCAUCCUCCUGCAGUCAAGCCUUGAGAUGACUGCAGUCCUGGCCUACUUGUAGCUUGUGGAGACCCUGGGCCAGAUGCAUCCAGCUAUGCUGCAUCCAGAUCUUUAGCCCAAAGAAACUGUGAGAAAAUAAAUGUCAUUUUAAGCCAUCA
This is a messenger RNA of Callithrix jacchus (white-tufted-ear marmoset), 5626 nucleotides long. RefSeq names its product BTG anti-proliferation factor 4 (gene BTG4). Lineage: Eukaryota; Metazoa; Chordata; Mammalia; Primates; Cebidae. Gene Ontology annotation, cellular component: nucleus; cytoplasm. The record is from RefSeq and is a predicted model, not a curated record.